AUGAUUGCUGUUGAAAAAGGCUUGGUCACGCUUGACCAAAACGUCAGGGAAAUUGUCCCCGAGCUCGCAGAGCUCGAUGUGCUUGAGGGUUUUGAUGACGAUGGAACCCCGCGCCUGAGGAAAUGCACUUCCCCUAUCUCCCUUCGACAACUACUCUCGCACAGCAGCGGCUUCUGCUAUGACCAGCAUCACGAGGGACUACAGCGAUGGGCUCGCUACGUCGGGAAGAAGGAAAACACAUUCACCGGAUCGCAUAACGGCUACCUCUACCCGCUUAUCUUCGAACCCGGACAGGGCUGGGCAUAUGGCAGCGGAAUGGACUGGGCAGGACGAACAAUCGAGAUUGUCGCCAAUCAAGACCUUGAGACCUUCAUGAAAACUAACAUCUGGACCCCUCUCGGCAUGACCUCCACAACAUUCCGGCCCUGGGCGCGCCCCGAUCUCGAGCAGAAGGCCGUCGAAAUUGCAUGGCGCGGUCGCGACGGCAAGCUCAUCAAGGGAAAGAACCCAUACGGUCCCGCGGUGGACUGCUGCGGCGGUGUCGGGCUAUUCAGCACCCCUCGCGAUCAAGCUAAGCUGCUUGCCGCCCUGUUGAGCGACGGCUACGGGAUCAUGAGUAAGGAAAGCCUCGAUGUGCUGAUGAGCCCUCAAACCGAAGAUCCGUCACACUUCCUUUCUAUUGUGUGCGGAACGAAGCGUGCGCAUCUAGGCCAGACAUGGCCAGAAGGGUCGAAGGGCGAUUUUGGGCUCAGUUCGUCUAUCAACGCUACGGAUUUCCCCGGCCGAAGAGCCGCGAAUAGUGCGAACUGGCAGGGAAUGCCUGGUAUUCACGCCUGGCUUGAUCGCACAACUGGCUUAGCCGGGCUUUUCACGACUCAAGUCUUGCCCCCUGGCGACAAGGUUGUCACACAGACCUUCUGUGCCCUUGAGGAGGAAGUAUACAGGGUCCAUGGCACACGCGUGUAA
Molecule: messenger RNA, 966 nt
Organism: Xylaria bambusicola
Lineage: Eukaryota; Fungi; Ascomycota; Sordariomycetes; Xylariales; Xylariaceae
Product: beta-lactamase/transpeptidase-like protein
Exons: 5
Coding region: 1-966 (321 amino acids)
Source: RefSeq, a predicted model, not a curated record